Messenger RNA from Thunnus maccoyii (southern bluefin tuna), 4540 nucleotides. RefSeq names its product BRCA1-associated ATM activator 1 (gene brat1). The record is from RefSeq and is a predicted model, not a curated record. Lineage: Eukaryota; Metazoa; Chordata; Actinopteri; Scombriformes; Scombridae. The coding region runs from base 368 to 3106 and encodes 912 amino acids. Gene Ontology annotation, biological process: positive regulation of protein phosphorylation; cell population proliferation; DNA damage response. The transcript has 12 exons. Gene Ontology annotation, cellular component: nucleus.
UACACGUACAGUUCAUCUUAUCCAAGCAGUUGUAGAUCAGUAAACGGUGCAGCCGCCUUUUUAUGACCCCCAAAUGUUUCACUGAAAGAAGAAAGACGAGGGAAGUCAGACGCCGGUAGAUGCGAAACAAUUUCCCGCGAGAUUGACGUUUAGAAAAACUACAAGGAAAAAAAAAACAUUUUGUUUUACAGCUAGCCAAAUCAUCUACGUCAGUUACACAUCAUUUGGUUUGUAGCUAAAUGUCCUUAAAUGUAAGUUAGUGUUAGCCAUGUAGGCUUCAAUGUAACACUUUAGUAGUAAAGUUAUCAGUAACAUAUCUGCUGUAAACCAGCCUGAGAGCUCAUUGACACACACACACGUUAACAGCAUGGACCGAGAGUGUGUGUCGCUACUGCCCCGUGUGUGUGAGGUGCUGGCGGACUCCGGGAAGUCUCUGCCCGAUGACACCAGCCUGGAGAAGCUGCUGGACUGGUUCACCGAGGCUGGUGGAUCUUUGCUGGAGACCUGCCCAUGUCUGUUUGACUUCAUAUCCACUGUGAUCAACAACACAGAUUCAGACCCCAGCGUCCUCUCCUUCACUCUCAGACUCUCCGGCUUAAUGGCUGCCACUGAAGACGGCUUCAAAAUGCUUCAGGAGUGCUCAGUUCUGGAUCUGGUCUUCAAUGUUCAGCGCUGGCAGGAAGCAGGGCUCUGGGAGGAUCCUUGCAUACGGAUUGGCUGGAUCCAGGGAUUAAGGAGCACGCUGCAGCACCCAAAGGCUCUCAGUUUCUUUGUAGAAUCAGAUUUCAUUAAGACUCUUCUACAACUUCAGACAGACACAAGUCUGUUUGUUGCGUCAGCCGCCAAUCAAAUGCUCGCCCACAUCCUGCUCUUCUUUCAACCUGUCUCACCUGCACGAUGUAACGGGAUUGAUAAAAAAGACGAGUAUGCAAAACGGACAUACGGUUGUAUCAAAGAACCCAUUACUCUGGACCCAGAACACCCAGCCCUCACCAUGGAAGCCAGCACCAGGUACACUGCUGUUGUCAUGGCGAUCUCAGAAUACCUAAAGGAGUCACUGGUGCCCAAAGAAAACACACAGCUCCAUCAGAGUCUGCAGAUCCUCAAACUGCUGGCUCUGCUCCUCGCCCAGGCCAGGCCUCCCCUCUGGGACACGCUGCUCCAGACAGUCGCCGACUCUCUGAAGGAACUGGCGACAGCAGGCUACAGUCAGCUCACACUACCGCUGAUGGACGUCAUUCUGGCUGCAAACAGCAGCUCCGGCACCGAUGAACGCGUCGCCCAUCUUCUCUCAUCCAUGUUGAACAUCAACAAACCUGCCGACCUCAUUCACGCUGCAGCUGCUUUUCUCCGCAGAGGCCGUCUGGACACUGUCCACACGGCUCAGGCUGUGAGGAUGCUGCUGUUACCCCUCAACAUUAUUACUGGUCAGACUCUAUUGGGCACAGAUACUGCAGCAGAUGAGCAUCGGUUUUUAAUGGUGGAGCAGCUGAAGAAUAAAACUUCCUGCAUCUCCAUGAUCUGUAUCUGUCUGACAAACACACCACAGAUCACACUCAUGCCUCCUGACGUCCUCCUCACAUGUCCUCCGGUUUCUGUCGUACUUGCAGUUCUGUCACUGUUAAGGAUCUGCAGCGGUGACUCUUCCUCUUCAUCCACCGGCUGCAGAGAAGUUUACAGGAAUGUGAUAGGCAGCGGCAAGGUUCAGAAAUGUGCUCUAGAGGCUUUGACAGCUCUCGGCAGCAGCCCAGGAGCGAAGGACAAGAUGAAAGAGGUGUUCACGGUUCUGAUACAAUAUCUGGACAAUCCUGAUUCUGACCCCACUGUGAUUCACAAGUCCUACAAGGCCUUAAUAAAGUGGAUGAGUGUUUGUGCAGAUGUCUCCUCUAUAACAGACCAGCUCAGGCAAGAUCUCAUCAGGGUUGUGCAGAAACGUGUGUGUGACAUGCGUUGGGAGGUGAGAGACUCAACCGUGGAGUUUUUGGGACAGCUGGCAGGUGUGCGUGUCUUCUUGAAGUCAGCUGAGGAGGAGUCAUGCAGGGCUUCUGAGGCGCUGCUGGGUGGCUGCUGUACCAAUCCUCUCCUCAAAGAGGCGCUGCAGGAUCCGGAGAGUUAUGUGAGAGCCAGCGCCACCUCUGCACUGGCACAGACGCUGGCACACAGCUGGCAGCAGGGGGCAGCGCUCACUCAGGAGCAGACUGAAAUCGUGAGCCGGCUGCUGGAAAUUCUCUCUGAGGACACAGAGGGCUUCGCCAGGCGGGCGGUCGUACAGUACUUCAUCGCCUGGUUCUCUUCACGCUCCUCACACACGCCUCCAUCGUCGUCUCUCCUCAUGAACUCUGUGCGCUCCGUCCUCUCGAAAGGCAGCGUCGACCUGGACUGGGAGGUCAAGGUUCACACGCUGCAGCUUGCUGAGCUGCUGCUGGACGAAGCCUUCUCCGGUCACCGGGGUUACAAGAAGAGUUCAGACACAGAUCCUGCUUCUCUACACCCCUAUGCUGUGGUGUCUGACCAGGCCUACACACUUCACACACACAGUCUUCAACGGACAAACAUGGAGGGUUCAGAUUCAGCCGGCGUGUUGAGCAAUCUGGUCGAGCAGGGAGUCCUCUCAGCGUUGUUGAGCGGUCUGGUUGACUGCGAUAGACCUGUGGGUCUGAAGGCCUGUCGACUCCUGAUAACACUCAGAGAGACAGUCUGCCCCCUGUCGCAAGGGGCCGAGGAUGCAACUUCUGCCAUGGCAACAGUCGCCAGAGUGUCAUGUGAGCUUCCUGGAUGGGGCUGGGGCCAGGAGAUCAGAAAGAUACUGGAGAGGAAGAAGUGCAAUCAGACAAAAGAGGCAGACAUCGCUGCCUGCACAGGCGAGGUUGACUCUGGAGAAGCAGAAGAGGAGGGUGAGAGCGAUAGAGGCGAUGGUGCGUGUGUCAGUGUGUGUGAGGUGUUGAGGUCUCUGGGGUUAGACGAGAGGCUGGACGUUCUCACUCAAAGCAGUGACCACGUCCACAACUCCCUCCUCUCUCUGCUGCAGGACAUACUGACCGCUAGUGCCGCUCACACACAUCCAGACACAGAAGAAGGGCAAGAGGUCAUAGUGGACUGUUACUGACACACACACAUACACUGUUUUAUAAGAAAAAUCUUUUGUUUCUCAGGUAAUUUACUGUAAAUCGAUAUGCAGUGAAAAGCGGUUUCUGCCUCACAAAACUAUUCUGUGAGUAGAGCAACAUGUUGGUUUGUCAUCAGUAACAAACACUACACUGUUCAAUCAGGGUUCAUACUGUAUGACUUUAUGCUGUUUUGGUAUUUUUGAUACAUACAUGUGCGAGGGGGGACCCUAAAAUCUGCAGAAGUCAUCAAUGGCACUGGAGUAGGUUGUAGUUAUGGGUUUUGCUGUUAGGCAGCGUGUUCCUACAGCUUGCUGAAACCAAAAUUGGGAAGAAAUCCAUGAAGAAUUGCAGCCGGCUCUGGACACAGUUACGAAAUAUGACUACAGGAAAUGUUUCUGAGAGUGGGAGAUGUGCUGAGACAUGAUUUAUAAUGUUUUAUUUAACAAUUCUGGGAACUUUUGGAUCCGCCCUCGUAUGUGGUGAUGGAUAGAUCUGUCUGUGUUGUUUUGGGAAGCCACAUGAUCUGGACUCUAGGGCUGAGUGAUGUCAACAUUUUUGCACUGUGAACACACAAUAUGAUCACCAUUUAUUGGCUGAAAGAAAUUAAUCAAUGAAAAGGCCAUCUGAUUAAAACCUCAUCAUUAAAUAAAAUUAAAAAGCAAGAUGUUUGUUUGCUUUUUCAUGAUAUAAUGAAGAAAAAGCAAACAAUAUAUUACACUGAUGAUACAAUACAAUGAUGAUGAUUUCAAUGAUAAAGUACAGUUACACUCAGUUGUCUUUACUUCCAGCAGAGGGCAGCCACAACUCGACAGUCGAGUUCUGCUGUGUUCUAAAACUGGAAUCUGACCAUACUGACCCGACCUGAUCCAGCACUGAAUCCAACUGGAAACCCAAAGCUGUAUUUCUCCAUUACUGACCGUUAGCUUGCCAGACUAAUGCAGCUUAUUGGCUCUUUCUACUGGGCUUCCACGCAUGGAUGCGGACGUUUGGCACAGUUACACACUGGCACGCAAAGCAAUAGCAGCACAAUAGCAGCAGCAGCUUUUGUCUGAUCAGCAGGUGUAGCUGGUGUAUUCAGUAAAACCCAAACACAUCUGUUCUGUCAGAUGCAGAUGAGAUGGACAAACUGACAAAUGCAGCUGAAACAUGUCAACAGCCUCUCGAGACGGAGAAAAAUAGAUUUUUUUCUCUUCAAAAAAUGUAUAAAUUACAUUUGAAAUUCACCAAAACUGAACUCAACCAAAACCACAUUCUUUGGUUUGUGAGUAAAGGUUCUGCUACUCGACACAAUUCCUGACAAACUCUUUCUCACAUGAUCAUGUCCUGACCGGUAGCGACAUUGUUGUUCAUUUCUACUGAGAUCUAAAACUUUGUGUAUCUGUUUCUUUAUACAUACAUUAAUUGUUAUGAAUAAAUAUACAAUUUAAAUGAAA